AUGAGAAUACCUUUUAUGGAUUUUGAAUAAUCAUAUAUUGAUCCCCGAAAAGAGACAUUUUGGGAUAUGAUAAAAUUAAAUUUUUGCCCAAGAUUAAAGUUCUAUUCAUUUACAGUAUUAAUAUCAUUAGCUAAUAUUAUAAUGUUUAUAUAUACAUCAUAUUAAGGUUUACAUAUAACUGAAGAAAGUAAACUUUUAGAAUAAGAUUAAUAAGUUUUAAUAAAAUACGGGGCAAAUGUUCCUUCUUUAAUAAAAAAUGAAAAUUAAUUAUGGCGUUUUGUUACUGCAGCUUUUUUACAUGCAAAUUUUUUACAUAUAUUUUUUAAUAUGAUCAGUACGUUUAUUUUUGUUAGUUCUUUGGAACAUACUUAUGGAUUUUUUACUGUUUUUUAUAUAUGGAUAUUAUCUGCUAUUGGAGGUAAUAUUUUCUCAGCCGAUUUCGCGACUUAAAAUUCAAUUGCGGUAGGAGCUUCGACAGCCCUUUUUGGAAUGAUAGGCCUUUAUUUGGCUUAUUUGAUCCUUAAUUGGAAUGCUUUAAGAUUUUUAGAAGAUCUAAGAUGUUUUGUUUUAUGUAUGGCGAUUCUAAUUGUAUCUAUGGUAUUCCUUUUAAGUUCUGGAAAUUCUGGUAUAAUGGGUGGGGAGAAGGAAUAAAAUAUUGAUAAUUAUGGACAUUUUGGAGGGUUUAUUACUGGGAUUUUAGCUGGGGUAGCAUUUCCGAAAUCUUUAGAGUAUGGAAGUUAUGAGAAAUAAGCGAAGAUUUUUUGCAG
Messenger RNA from Ichthyophthirius multifiliis, 767 nucleotides. Its product is annotated as rhomboid family protein, putative. The annotation marks the transcript as partial. The transcript is spliced from 3 exons. Gene Ontology annotation, molecular function: serine-type endopeptidase activity. Gene Ontology annotation, cellular component: membrane. The record is from RefSeq and is a predicted model, not a curated record. NCBI's taxonomy places the organism in Eukaryota, Ciliophora, Oligohymenophorea, Hymenostomatida. Gene Ontology annotation, biological process: proteolysis.